CGUAUUCUGUUCGAUUUGCGCUGUUCGUCGCGGAAGAAAUUCAAAUAAUUGUCUAUUUAGAGCAAAUAUAGUCGAAUCGACAAUUUUUGGUUGUAGAAAAAACGGAAAAUAAUUUCACUUCAACUGGAUGCUGGAAAGUUGCUGAUGCGAUCUGCUGUGGAGACAAAUGAAAAAUCGAAAGUGUCUCGUAUCCAGCAGAUACCACGUUGAGAGCGGAUGGGAUUGAACCAGUGCGUGACGUUUGCGUAAAAUCAAAACAAAAGUCACGAUGUUACCUGGCUGUGUGAAAUGCCAAUAAUAUUUACUGUUCUUAAACUGCAAACUAACGGAUGAUGAAGGAGAAGAGCAAGCCAAGUAUGGGAAAACCAAAAUGUUGUAACUUUUAACAAUCGCAAAGUUGAAAUGGAAAUAGAAUAAUUCGGUUUGCCCGAGUCUUGGUCUACGCGUGAAACGAACCGUUUCGCGCUAGUGUUGGUGCUGGAGAUUCAUGACUAUCUCGCGAAGUUCCGUGAGACGGGAACGAGUUGCAUCUGUGGACGUGAAUGAAUAUCGUCAGGUACGGCGAGCUGCAAAAUUUUAAAUUGUUUUUGUUUAUGCAGAGUAAUGUAAUAUUUUUUCGCAUAAAAAUUCAGCAUAGAUCGAACAGUUUAUCAGCGAUUCAAGUUCCAACCGCCCCAACUGUGCGAUCAAUCGUCGCGGGCCUUGGAGGUUUACUUCCCUUUCAUGGUUGGAAGGUUCCGAGCAGUGAAUAAAAAUAUAUUUUUUUACCAUUGCUGGCCAUGGUGCAACAAUUUAUUACAAAUCCUAGUGACGUGGGUGUGCGGUAGUGCUGUACUGUGGUGUUUGCUGUGAUUGUGUGCGCCCGAAGCGUGGAAUGUUGAAUUUUUUGCAACAACCGUGAAGAAACAGGAGGUGCAAGAAAAUGUCAAAAUGAAAGUUGUUUCCAUUCCAGUUGCAUGAUUGUGUUUGUGUUGUGACUUACGAUUUGGAAACAAAAGCUGCUAACCCCAUCGCCUCCCAGAUUGCUAGUCCGACUGGUUGGCUGGCUGGCUGGGUGGGUGCCACAGGGGCCCUAAGACAGUCGAUUUCGACGACCGGAAUGCGAGGAACCUCGGUGCGGAUUUUUGCCUAAACGGCCAUUGGAUGCGAUUUGUUUGCGCAUGAAGGCACGCAUAAUUUUCGAUGUGCGAGUACGAGGCACUAAUUGAAGCGGUUGAAGAGCUGGGCAAACUGGGUGGAGCAUGAAUCGAUGACCUGGACCGCGCAGGAUAGAUCCAACAGAUGGAGUCACCGGGUGUUUCACAAACCGCAAAACAACCAAAAAAAUGGUUUACUGACUCGGUGUGUAGUGAAGUAUGCGGUGCGUUUUUUUUUUCAAACAUACGUGUUAAAUUCCAAAUCUAUCUUUCACGUCGACUAGAACUCCCAGGCGUGCAAAGCUAGUGAGCCGAUAGCCGAGAGACAAGAUUGCAUCUUGUAUGUGCAGUGGUUGCUACGUUAUUUCAAUUCGGGGCCGACGAGAAAGUGUACUAAUUGUGCGAAGGAGUUGGAAGAAAUUCGAGAGACGUGUAAAAGUGAAAUGAUGGCUACUAGGAAAGGAGCGUUUUAUCGGUGUGUUUUUCGAUCAUACCUCGCAUGAAUGCCAAGCAACAAAUUGGCAUAAUAAAUUAGAAGAACGGUAUUUAAAAUUUAAGCGGUGCGUUUUUAUAAUGAUGAAGGACGGUCUUGUUUAUGCAGCGUAAUUAUUGUAUAAUGCUGCGUUGUUCGUGUGCUCGUAGUCGGCUUUUCGGUGUGUUUGGUGAAAAGUGGAAAGUACGGUGCAACUGAUUUAUCAGAUAUUGCAAUUAUUAGCGAAACCAUUUUCAUGGUCAAAACCCUUAAAAAUCAGGCUGUGUGAAGGGAAAAUUAUUGGUGGUGAAAUUUUUUACGGUUACCAAAAUACAAUCCGUAGCCAGUUGUUUGUAUGAGUGAACAUCCGGAAGUGGGCAUUAUGGAUUGCUAUCAUCGCUUGGAAUUCAGCAACCGCUGCCGGAACACCAUCGGGUUAUCAUAAUGAGUAACGGAGCUGCGACCGCUGGAAGUGGCGCUGGUGUUGGUGGUGGAUCAAACGGCAUGGACGCGGAAAGUCUGCCCACCUGGCGACUGUGGGGCGAGGAGCGCGAGGAGGAUGCCAUUUAUACCGUCUACUUGAAGAAGGUCCGUUACCACCGGCCGACACCGAGUGCCAGUAGUCAAGACUCGGACGACGAAAUAUCACACCUGGAAUGGGAAACUGUGCGAGUACGAUUCGUGAAGGCAGCUACUCUGUCCCGGCUGGUCGAUGCUCUGACGACGGAUGAUGGAGAACUGGAGAGUACCUUUGUGAAUGUGUUCCUUACCACCUACCGGACAUUCGCUCAGCCCGAAAAGGUGUUGGAGUUGCUACUGAACCGGUACGAGAAACUACACUCGGAACCAGCGGCUCUCGUGCCCUCGGAAUCGCUGAAUGAUCAGCACAAGAAAACUCUAGUCUCCGUUCUGCACGUUUGGCUGGAUGGAUUUCCCGAAGAUUGGGACACGGAAAACUUGCAACGGCUUCUGGCGUUUACGUCGAAGCGAUUGCCAAAUUCAGAGAUACACGUUAAAGCUUUACAUAGGUAUACAAAUAGGUUAGAUAAGUACAGUAGGAUACCACCGCCAUUGCCAUGGUCCAGCGAUUAUCAUGAUCUGACCGAUCAGUUCGGGGGCCUGUGCUUGACACCGGCCUUUCGAGGACCACCUUCACAUUUAUUGAACUCGUACCGAUUCCCUAAUAUCCCCGUGAAGCACUUUGCAGAACAGCUGACACGAAUGGACAUGGAACUGUUUAAACGAUUGAUUCCUCAUCAGUGUUUGGGUGCAACCUGGUCCAACAGAGACAAACACGAAUGUGGAUCGGUACUAGCCACCGUGACCCAAUUCAACGCGGUGUCCUUCCGGGUGAUAUCCAGUGUGCUUAUAGAGCCGCGAUUGAAACCUCAGGAACGAGCCCUUCUCAUAUCUACUUGGAUUGAUAUUGCACAGGAGCUACGACUGCUGAAAAACUUCUCCUCGCUGAAAGCGAUCAUCUCAGGAUUACAGUCGAAUGCCGUUUAUCGACUGUCAAAAACCUGGGCUGUGUUACCCCGGGAGAAACUUGAACUAUACACGGAAUUGGCUCGAAUAUUCUCCGAAGACAAUAAUGCCUGGGCCCAGCGGGAGGUUCUGAUGCGAGAAGGUACGGCCAAGUUUGCCGACACGGUCGGUGAGAAUGACCGGCAUCUGCAGAAGGUCUUUCAGAAGCAGAACACACUGAUAAGCCACGGAACGAUUCCCUACUUGGGGACAUUCUUAACUGAUCUUACAAUGAUUCAUGCUGCCAUUCCCGAUACACUUCAGGAUGGGUUAAUCAAUUUUGAUAAGCGACGAAAGGAGUUUGAGGUGCUAGCACAGAUUAAGCUGCUACAGGGUGCUGCCAAUACGUAUCAUCUACAAGAGGACGCACUGUUUGAUCGGUGGUUUGCUUCGCUGCUUGUUCUGGAUGAGCGGGAAGCGCACACGUUAAGCUGUCAACUGGAACCGAUGCCGGAAAUGACCAAACGACCCAGCCACCAGGGCCACAAAAAAAGCGAUUCUAUCGCGUCCAACAGCAGUAGUGGAGCAGGCUCUCAGUUCUACUGUGACAUUAAUAGUGCAUCCAAUCACAGCUACAGUUCCCGCAAUAACUCACUAGACCGGGACGUAACACCACCGAAUGCUUCGAUACUUUCGGCUGCCAGCAGCGUAUCGUCGCUGUCAAUGGAAUCAACUACCUCGAGCAGCCAGAAAUCCAACCACCUUAACGGAAGUGUCAAUCGAACACCGCAAUCGAACCGGGCUCACAAUAGCGCACCGAACUCGGCUUCCAAAGGGCACAAUAACGGUCUGGAGGCUCCCAUCAUCAAUGGUCAGCUGAAGGACGAUUCGCCACUGAAGAAGAGUUCACCUGAUUUUUACAUCAUAAAAGUUACCUACGAAACGGAACAUGUCGAGCUGGAUGGAAUAGUUCUUUACAAAAGCAUCAUGUUGGGAAACAAUGAGCGAACACCGCAAGUCAUUCGGAACGCGAUGUUGAAGCUCGGAUUGGAAGGUGAUCCGGAUAAGUACACUCUGGCGCAGGUUCUGCCGGACAAGGAACUGCUUCUGCCGAACAAUGCCAACGUGUACUACGCGGUCAACACGGCGUACAAUUUGAACUUUAUUUUAAGGCCAAAAAAGGAUGCGGACAGUGUACGAUAAGGAAAGAGUUUCGAGCUGGCUAACAAUCGAGGAACACUCAUAGUUUUUAUUGUAUAUAUAUUUAUUCGAACAGGAGUAGCUUCGCCGAAUUUACACGGAUAAUGGGAAAUUUCUUUGAAAAAUUUACUGAUAUUAUUCCAAUGUUACAUUUGACGACCAGCUAAUUUUGUUCUAGUUGAAAUCAUCUGUAAAAAAGUAAUGAUACUGAUAAAAACCGAAGAAUUGGAUAUAUAAGAAAACAUAAUAUAUUUUAGCCGCGUUAAACGUAUUAAGUUUUAGAGGACAAUAUUGAAUAACUGGUAACAAAAUAGACUUUAGCGGCAGUAAUAGGUUGAAUAUACAACCGGAGUGGGACGUAUAUUAAAACUGCACUGACAACAUACAGAGCUUUGUUUUAGGAAUUAGGAGUAUCCUCUAUUGGAAUUGAAAAUAAAUUGUUUAAUGAAAAUAAAACAAUUUAAAAGAAAUGAGCGUUAUUAACGGAAACUAGCAGACUAAUUAAUGUGAACUGAGUAACACUGUAAGAAAUAAAACGACUCCGAAUU
Malaya genurostris is the source of this 4820-nucleotide messenger RNA. RefSeq names its product ral guanine nucleotide dissociation stimulator-like 1 (gene Rgl). Gene Ontology annotation, molecular function: guanyl-nucleotide exchange factor activity. Bases 2053 to 4275 code for a protein of 740 amino acids. Lineage: Eukaryota; Metazoa; Arthropoda; Insecta; Diptera; Culicidae. Gene Ontology annotation, cellular component: plasma membrane. Gene Ontology annotation, biological process: positive regulation of GTPase activity; Ras protein signal transduction. The transcript has 8 exons. The record is from RefSeq and is a predicted model, not a curated record.